AUGGCAGCCAACGCGAAGACCAGUAAGUCCCACGUCAUCUUCAAGAAGGUCUCCCGGGACAAAUCGGUGACCAUCUACCUGGGGAAGAGAGACUAUAUAGACCAUGUCAGCCAAGUAGAGCCCGUGGAUGGCGUCAUAUUGGUGGACCCGGAGCUUGUGAAGGGAAAGAAAGUGUUCGUCUCUCUGACCUGCGCCUUCCGCUACGGCCAGGAGGACAUCGACGUGAUCGGCCUGACCUUCCGCAGGGACCUGUACUUCUCUCGGGUCCAGGUGUACCCUCCGGUGGGGGCUGCGAGUGCCCCUACACAGCUGCAGGAGAGCCUGCUCAAGAAGCUGGGGGGCAACACUUACCCCUUCCUGCUCACAUUUCCUGACUCCUUGCCUUGCUCAGUGAUGUUGCAGCCAGCUCCGCAAGAUGCAGGGAAGAGCUGUGGGGUCGACUUUGAGGUCAAAGCAUUUGCCACCGACAGCCCAGACGGCGAAGAGGACAAAGUCUCAAAGAAGAGCUCUGUGCGGUUGCUGAUCCGCAAAGUCCAGCACGCUCCAUCUGAGAUGGGGCCGCAGCCCCAGGCCGAGGCCUCCUGGCAGUUCUUCAUGUCCGACAAGCCCUUGCACCUCGCAGUCUCCCUCAGCAAAGAGAUAUAUUUCCACGGGGAACCCAUCCCUGUGACCGUGACUGUGACCAAUAAUACGGAAAAGACGGUGAAGAAGAUUAAAGUCUUAGUGGAGCAAGUGGCCAACGUGGUUCUCUACUCCAGUGAUUACUACGUCAAGCCCGUGGCCAUGGAGGAGACACAAGAAAAAGUGUUGCCAAACAACACUUUCACCAAGACCCUGACGCUGGUGCCCUUGUUGGCUAACAAUCGAGAAAGAAGAGGCAUUGCCCUGGACGGGAAGAUCAAACACGAGGACACGAACCUCGCCUCCAGCACCAUCCUUAAAGAGGGCAUGGACCGCACCGUCAUGGGCAUCCUGGUGUCCUACCAGAUCAAGGUGAAGCUCACCGUGUCAGGCUUUCUGGGAGAGCUCACCUCCAGUGAAGUGGCCACUGAGGUACCGUUCCGCCUCAUGCACCCCCAGCCUGAGGACCCAGCAAGAUGUCGUCUGUUUCCUUCUAGUUUUCAGGAUGCAAAUUUGGUUUUUGAGGAGUUCGCUCGCCAAAAUCUAAAAGAUGGGGGAGACACUGCUGAAGGGAAGAAGGAGGCUGUCAACGACGAGUGAAGACGUCGGCUCGACACCUCAAGUGGCUGUAGUUCCUGGUGCCACCAGCGAAGCCCCAGUCAGCCCUUCAGUUGUGUUAGCUAGGAAAGUCCGAGUCUCCGCCUGGAAAUAAAGUGUGUCC
Sciurus carolinensis (gray squirrel) is the source of this 1342-nucleotide messenger RNA. It is a transcript of the gene Sag, whose product is annotated as S-antigen visual arrestin. The transcript is spliced from 14 exons. The record is from RefSeq and is a predicted model, not a curated record. Gene Ontology annotation, cellular component: photoreceptor inner segment; photoreceptor outer segment. NCBI's taxonomy places the organism in Eukaryota, Metazoa, Chordata, Mammalia, Rodentia, Sciuridae. The coding region runs from base 1 to 1221 and encodes 406 amino acids. Gene Ontology annotation, molecular function: G protein-coupled receptor binding. Gene Ontology annotation, biological process: signal transduction; G protein-coupled receptor internalization.